This is a messenger RNA of Necator americanus (New World hookworm), 405 nucleotides long. RefSeq lists its product as uncharacterized. The record is from RefSeq and is a predicted model, not a curated record. Lineage: Eukaryota; Metazoa; Nematoda; Chromadorea; Rhabditida; Ancylostomatidae. The coding region runs from base 1 to 405 and encodes 134 amino acids. The transcript is spliced from 2 exons.
AUGAAUGAUCUUAGUUGUCAUGAUGAACUCAUAAAGCCUCCCUCCCUGCUCAUUCCAUUGAAGGCCGCGGGUUUCGAAGUGAAGUUCUCUAGGCGUUCUUCUGGGGCCAAUUUUGGCGUUGAAAUCACCAAUUAUGACCUUAUAGAAACUGGUGUUGAACCACAUCUUCUCCUCCGUAAACGGCCGAUUCGGGUUGUAUGUUGUUCGAAAGAGUCGAUGCUUAGUGCCACAUUCGCGCUGACGAGGACAACAACUCCUCUACUGUCGCAUGUUCCUAAGAACAGCUCUUCUCCUCGUCUCGGUCAGUCCGAUGACGUCGCACUUAAACUUCCUGGCUUGCAUCAUCAGAUCUUCAAUAGCCGUGUCCAAACGUUCGGGCGUUGUAAGAGCAGAUCGUCAUCCUAG